AUUAGUAAAAGAAAAUCCAUUUUAUAGACGUAGAAACUGUUGAUAGGUUGGAAAAAAAAGAUAUGAAUUCGUCGCUAAUGCUGCGUCGUCUUUUCUGUUUCAAUGCACCGCCAUCACUAUCAUCGUCACCAACAGUAUCAGCUACAGCUUCUACUUCUUUUAAGAAGAAACCUCUCGUCUUCUUGGGUUCCCCUCAGGUAUCAUUAACUGUGCUGGACGCGCUUUUUAAUGCUUCUUCAGCACCUAAUUCUAUCUUUGAGGUCGCGGCAAUUGUAACUCAGCCACCUGCGAGGCAAGGUAGGGGGAGAAAGGUUAUGCCUUCACCAGUUGCUCAGUAUGCAUUAGAUAACGGCUUCCCUUCUGACCUUAUUUUUACACCCGAACGAGCUGGAGAGGACACUUUUUUAUCCAGUCUAAGAGCAUUGCAACCUGAAGUUUGUGUCACAGCAGCGUAUGGUAACAUAUUGCCAACCAAGUUUCUCAAUAUUCCACCAAUGGGGACAGUGAAUGUACACCCAAGUUUGUUGCCCCUUUAUCGUGGUGCUGCUCCUGUUCAAAGAGCAUUGCAGGACGGAGUUAAAGAAACGGGAGUAUCUUUAGCCUUUACUGUUCGUGCUCUAGACUCUGGACCUGUCAUUGCCUGUGAAAGAUUAGAUGUUGAUGAUCAAAUUAAGGCUCCUGAUCUGCUUGCUUUGCUAUUUUCAGAAGGAUCUAAACUUCUGGUUCAUGAGCUUCCUGCUAUAUUUGAUGGAUCAGCCAAGAAGAAAGCUCUGCCACAAGAUGAUUCUAAAGUUACUCUGGCUCCAAAGCUUUUUAGAAUGUCUAACAAGAUAUUUGUUGCCUUGCUUCUACCUCUCUUAUCAGUUUUAUUUAUUAAGCCAUGCAUCCUAAGCAAGGCCAAGUUAACUCCUGAGGAAUCAUGGCUAUCCUUUGAUGAAGAAGCUUUAGUCCUACAUAAUAAAGUUCGUGCAUUUGCAGGGUGGCCAGGAACAAGAGCUAAACUAGCACUUGUUGAAAGUACAGAUGCUGGGCAAUAUAUCAUAGAUCUGAAAAUCAUUACUACAAGGGUUCACAACAACACCGUCAUCCAGGGCAAUGAAACCAAUGAGAUAACGUUUUUCAAGGGCUCAUUGCUGAUUCCAUGCGGAAGAUCCACUAUACUUGAGGUAUUGGAAGUUCAACUUCCUGGCAAAAGAGCAGCAAGUGCCUCUGCCUUUUGGAAUGGAUUGCGAGGUCAAAAGCUGAAGAAACUAUAGUCCUACUCGAGAUUCGAAGAUGCUACUUAAGAAGUAAUAUGCGAGUUUUCAUUUGUUUACUUUCAGAUUCAUGCUCAAAACUUAAAAAUUGAAUUUGCCGGAUCAAAGUGCAAAGACAUCACAGCAUACGGAAAUGGUUAAUUUUCAUUCAGAUCUAUGAUAUUUGAUUAUGAGAGUGAUAGAUUUAUGUUAUAUCAUAUGAUUUUCAGAUCUAUGAUAUUUGAUUGAUUAUGAGAGAUAGAAUAUAUGUCAUAUCAUAUGAUUUUUGAGAACGUUUGUCAUAUGAUAUUAAAAACACUGUAGUGUGUAACUACAUCAAUAUGAAAUUUCAUUUAUUUGUGUAACUA
Messenger RNA from Mercurialis annua (annual mercury), 1603 nucleotides. RefSeq lists its product as uncharacterized. The record is from RefSeq and is a predicted model, not a curated record. Bases 63 to 1256 code for a protein of 397 amino acids. Gene Ontology annotation, biological process: biosynthetic process; conversion of methionyl-tRNA to N-formyl-methionyl-tRNA. Gene Ontology annotation, molecular function: methionyl-tRNA formyltransferase activity. NCBI's taxonomy places the organism in Eukaryota, Viridiplantae, Streptophyta, Magnoliopsida, Malpighiales, Euphorbiaceae. The transcript has 14 exons.